Molecule: messenger RNA, 1014 nt
Organism: Aspergillus oryzae RIB40
Lineage: Eukaryota; Fungi; Ascomycota; Eurotiomycetes; Eurotiales; Aspergillaceae
Product: putative oxidoreductase, 2OG-Fe(II) oxygenase family
Exons: 2
Coding region: 1-1014 (337 amino acids)
Molecular function (GO): dioxygenase activity
Source: RefSeq, a predicted model, not a curated record
AUGGCCACUCAAACGGAGUCUGUAGUGGAAGUACCCAUAACUAAAUCCACAAAGCCCCUGGAAAAGUAUAUCCAUCCGCCUGAGUCAAAGCAAGACCGCUUCUUCUACGUAACCAAUUUCGGCCUCACCCAAGAACAAAUCGACCGGCAGUUCGCCAUUGCGAAAGAAUUCUUCUCACUCCCAGAGAAAGAACGUCUUAGUUUCCGCGCCCCCUUAGAAGAGGGUAUCUACAAUGGCUACCGACCUCUGGGUUCGAUUGAGAUCCUGCCCGGACUUCGCGACAAUAUCGAAUUUUACAAUAUCAUGAAAUUCCUCCCCCAGUACGAUCGGACCCAUCCAGACGUAGUGAGACGCUACUGGGAAGAAAUCGAGAAGUUCCACCGCCACUGCCACGAGCAUAUUGCUUAUAAACUCUUCCGGCUGCUUGCAAUCAUCCUGGAACUCCCAGAAGACCAGCUUGUGGACGGACAUCGCUAUGAGGCAGAAUGCGACAGCGGUCUCCGCUACAUGUGUUACCGGGCCCGCACACCCGAAGAGAACGAGAAAUACAAACAUCUCUACUCCCGGGGACAUACCGACAACGGCACCAUCACCUUCGUGUUCCAGCAGCCCGUCGCCGCCCUCCAGGUCAAGAAAUACGAUGACUCGGAAUGGGAAUACCUCCCCAUCCGUCCCGGCACGCUGUCGGUGAAUGUCGCCGAUAUCAUGACCAUGUUGUCGAACGGGUGGUUGAAGAGCGGCGUGCACCGCGUCAUCGUGCCCCCUGAGGAUCAGCAACACUACGAUAGGCUGGGACUCUUGUACUUUGUACGGCCGAGCGAUCGCUUGAAGUUGAAGAGUGUGGAUAGCCCGUUGCUUCGGAGAGAGGGGUAUCAUAAAGAUACCACCGACAUCGAUAUCCCGGCGCCCGAGUGGACCCGGACGAGGAUCAAGAAAAACUGGACUAGGUCCCCGACGGAUUUGGGUGAGAAUGUUACUAUGGGGGGAUUCAAGGCAAAGGUUUUUUACGAAUGA